UCUCGAGGUUUUCCAUUUUCUUGCAUUAAUGAGAGCUUAGUCUUCAUAACUGCUUGCAUAACCUGGAGUUGAAUUGCAGUGCUGCAUGGACAUUGGGUACAAGAAGCAGUUGCACAGUCCUGCCUCAUGAUAGAAGCACUGAUUGAAUGAAAGACUUGGUUUGAAAUGUAUUAUGCAUGCGUGAAUACAUACAUAUGUGCUUUCUUGCUUGCAUACACACACACACACACAUCACGGUAACAUUUCCAGCUCUGGGGUGAAAUUCUUUCCAAAUGUACAGCAUGUCAACUCUGGUUCCUGAUAUGUAUAGUUUUUAAUUCAUCUGUGGCUUGGCAGCACAGGUCACUGCUGUAAACAAACCUGGUAAUGGUACCUGUCCCAGCAUGGGAUACUCUGCUGUACAGUAGGUACUAACUGAGCCACUAGUGUGUUGGUUCCUGCUGCCCUCCUUGCUCUGCUGUGUGCAUCAGCCCAGUCAAUACAAGCUCUGGCCUCUUCCAGUUAAUGACAAUGCCACGGCACGCAUGCUGCACUUGUAGGUCUGGACAGGGCAGAAACCGUUAAGAUGUUUUUGAGCACUUUUUUUAAGUUAUAAAGAUGCAAGUAAGACGGCAGUUUUGAGUAAUUCCUGGUUUUUACCUUUGCUUCUCCUCUCAAUGGUCUGGUAAUUCAGCUCAGUUGUCACUGGUUUGGCUCAAAGUGCUCUGCAAUGUGAGAGCGUACAGUAACAACUGAAUCACCAGCUCGACUGCUGCAAACACGGAAUAAUAAACUGCAGACGAUUGGAUCUACCAAGAAACAAACAACAACAAAGAGAUCAAAAAGAAGAAUGCUCCCCCCCCUUUCCUUCAGUCUCUCCCAGUGCCUCGAGGGUUAAGAGGUUGCUGUAAUUGGCCCCACAGCUGCUCUCCUCUGACAGGGGAUAAUUCUGCAGCCUGUGCUUUGUGUGACAGCUGCCUAAUUGGGCAUUCUCCCCUUGCAGCGAGCCAGCCUGCCUGCCUGCCCCCACCUCCUCCUCCUCCUCCCUGCUGACGGAUGACGGUGGAUUAGAGAUGAGGACAGGGUGACCUGCUCGACCUUCUUUCUUUCCUUCCUGGGGAGUUGCAGGGGAGGAGCCUCCUGCAAGCUCGCUGCCUCAGGUCACUGCAAGAGGGGUUUGUGAGAAGGUGGAGAGUCAACCAGGUGGCGGAUGACAGUGUCACAUGACAGCAGCCUGAUGUCAAGGGCACCGCUAUUGGCAUGUGGUGAAUGUCCACUUCAGCAAAAGAAGGAAAAGGAAAAAAAAACGGAUCUGUGGGCUUGUGGAAGCACGCAGACCCUCUGAGCAGAUCCCAUCUCCGUGGAUUCGGUUUGGAGGGAUCCUUCUGCCACUCGCUGGAGCUGGAACACGUUAAUCACACAGCAUCAUGUGCUAAGGAUUAUCAGUGUACCCGGCUGCAAUUCACUCCUGCAGAAAAAUAAUAUAUAUAUAUAUAUAAAAAAAAAAUAAUAAAAAUGACAACUGGAUAGUCCACCACAGUUGUGUGCAGUGGAUUGUUCUAAGCUAGCAAAUACAUUCUUGUAUUUUUGUGACUUUAACAACCAGUUUUUUGUGUUGUUAUUUAAAUCGAGGUGAGGUGUCAUAUUGGAGAAUCCUGCUAUUGAACAUGACUCAUGGGGAAGAGCCUGGCUCUGAGAUGCACCAGGAUUCCGUUGUUUUAACUUACCUUGAAGGUUUACUAAUGCAUCAGGUAGAGGGGGGGUUAGGUGCCGCAGCUACGAGACGGUCAGAUGUUGGGCACAGCGUCCAGGACCAGAACAACAAGCCCGCCUCAAGCUAUCUUCUGCCGAGCCAUGGCUCCUGUCCGGAGGAAAGGCGCACGGGUCCCGGAAGCGGCACGCAACACCUCAAGAAAGCCAGGCUGCUGCAGUCCACUGAAGCCUGGAGUGCGCCCGAGAGGCACAGGCUGCCCGACCCCGCUGUAGAUCUGAACGGACAAAGCAGGGAACUGUUAACGGGAGCUCUGGGCGACUCUCCUAAAUGCAAACAGGAAAGCACGUUGCUCGCCUCCCUGCUCCAGUCGUUCAGCUCAAGGCUGCAGAGCGUGGCGCUGUCCCAACAGAUCAUGCAGAGCCUGCAGCAUCAAGGGUAUCCCCGGAGUGACGAGAGCGCCCCGGAUGAAGAGGAGGCCCUCGGCUGCUACGGAAUUGCAUCCAGCCGCUUGAAGGGCUUGAUGAAGAGGAAGAACAAAGUUCCGAGCCGGAGCAGCGUGCCUUACCGGCGGAGAAACAGUCAGGAGAGGGCUUCCGAAUCCCCUCAAGCCGCGCCGCCAGCUUCUGAGCCUCUGUCCUGUGCAGCGAGGCUGAAGGCAGUGGCCAGCCUGGUCGAGCACAGGUCCAGCCCUGCCGCUUCCCCGAAACCCAGCGUCGCCUGCAGCCAGCUGGCAUUGCUGCUGUCCAGCGAAGCCCACCUGCAGCAGUAUUCCCGGGAGCAGGCCCUAAAAUCCAAACUAGCCGUGCGGUCAGCCAGCGAGAGGCUUGCUGCCAUUGCCAGUCAGAAGCAGCAGGACAACACGCAGACACAGCUGCCCAAUUCAAGCCCUUUGAAUGGUCAAUGCGGUUCACUCCUCAAAAGCGCCGACUCGAGCAAACACAAUCCUACACCCAGUCCAGGACACAGCAGCUCCUCGAGGAACCCCAGUUCUUUGAGAGACAGAGGCUCCUUUGUGAAGCCCAGCCCCAGAGCAUCGCCAUACUGCAGCAGCUUGCUUUUGCAGCUUUUGAAUAACCACAACACGCAGAAGCAAGUUAAUGGCCACCGUGUGAUGGAGGGGAGUUAUCACGCCUUUCCAAACCACAGUUCACCGGCGCUGCGAUCCGCCCGCGAAUAUUCGAAUCAGGACAACAGUCUGACCGAAGACAGCAGUGAUGCGGAAAGCUUUCAUUCACGCUGCUCCCCGAUAGACCUUUCCUUGAGAGCCAGGGCAAGCCGUCCAAGCUUCGGUUCAGCAGGUUCCUUGGAGACGUUGACAGAGUCCCUGAUAAGUAACUGGAACCCAGAGACCCCUCGGCUUCAUACCCCGGAAACCAGACCUCGAGAAAAUGCUUCAGUUACAAAACCUUAUCAGAAAGUGACUCUUCUGCAGUUGCUCCUGGAUCAUAAAAACAAUGAAAAGACGGACAUGAGUUCAGAUAAGCGAGAGCUGCAGAAAGGUUUCAGCCCUGAGCAUCGCAGCGCACCAGCUGAGAGCGUGAUUCCGGUCAGAAAGUGCGAGGAGUCGAUGAAAAGAAGCUCCCCAGAUGCGCUGAAUUUUGGGAAAGUCGAAACCUUACCUAAAUUCCAUCAUUCUCAAGAAGCUGCUGUUGUUGCUUCAUCUCCGUCUGCAUCUCUGUACAGCUUGAGACCACCUUCCAGGAUGCAGGGUAUCCCAGCACCAACUCCUCUGUUGGAUCUGAGGAAGAGCAGUAAUGAUAAUACUAGCGCCGGUGGAGCGGGAGCAUCCCCUCAUGAGGCCGCACAGGAAGCAUCGUUUAGCGCUAGCAAGUUGUUGCAAAACUUAGCUCAGUGUGGAUUACAAAACUCAGCCCAGUCUCUUUUUCCAUCACAACCUUCAGUGCUUGCCAAUAAAAGGCAGACAUUCGAAAUGAAAGCGGACAAGCCCGUGGCUUUGCUGGAAAGGCUCAGCGCCCCUGUUACACGGAAUACAAGCCCUGUUUUAGAAGAAGCCAGCAUGAAUAUGAGAAAGCCAGCUUCUCUGGCAGAAUCUUGCGUAGCCUCUCGUUCAGAAAUAGAGAACCUGCUGGAAAGACGCUCCGUCCUGCAGCUUCUCAUGGGAACGGGCGACAGCAAAGAAAAGACUCUGUUUAAACGUAAAAGAUCCGCAAGCAAGGUGGGCUUACCAGAGAGGCAGCCCAGCCAAUCUUACAGCAGCGGAGACUUAAUAGAACCCGUGCUGCAGGUGAAAAUAAAGACUGAACCCAAAGAGGAGACCAGCACGUCCGAGUAUGAAUGUGAAGCAGAUACAAGCCAGUCUGAAGAAAGAAGUGAAAAACAACACAGCCCUGUCCCUCUCCCGGUCUCUGCUCCACCCAGAGACAUGAAGCAGGAACCUGGCACUAUAGCUCAGGAACCCAUCCCUAGGGAUGGCCUAUUGAGCCAGCUGUUGAAACAGCCGCCCAGUGCUUACCAUGCAAAUAAACACACUGGUGGGAAUAUGAACAAUCUGAAAGAAACGCAAACGCUGAAUCAAGGAACAGUCGUCCCCAAAAAGAGAAAGCUCUGCCUCUCUUCUGAAGAGCACUUUCUCAGCCCAGUCCGGAUGGAGGUUUCCAAUGAGCAGCACACCUCUUCGAUGGAGCCCCUCUGCAAGCCCUCGGAGAAGCGGCUCUCCCGCGAUACUGGGACCCAGGUGGAGGUUGAGGCUGUCGGUCACGUUGGAUGUUCAGCCAGCGAGUCUCCUGGGUGUGCUAAAGACGGUAAAGACUUCAACGUGCUGAAGCAGUUGCUCCUUUCCGAUAACUGCCUGAAAGAUUUGUCCCAGCCGAGAGGUACAGCCAGCUCGUCGGUUCUGCAGAAUGACUGCAAGCCCAAUGGAAGAUUGAAAUACAGUCCUGAAACCAGCAGCUUUCAGCGUAAUCUCAGUCUGCCAGCAUCGGGCCCUCUAGACCUCAAGAUCUCCCAGUCUGCACCCGUCGGAAGCAGCCCGAGGAGCGGCUCUCCUUGGGGGGGCCAUGUGGCAAGACAAGAAUCGCCACAACUGAACCUCGUCCCUGUCAACAGUGAGGCAGAGGGCCCUAUUAGAUGGGUAAUCCGGGGGGAUGAUAAGUGCGAUGUGAACAAAGAUUACCCCAGACUGACCAAGUCCAACCCCAUACUUUACUACAUGCUCCAGAAAGGCAACUCCAGCCUCAGCAAAGAGGGAAAGCAGAGGAGAGCUCAGGUAGUCUGUCCGUCUGAGCCGGUACAGUAUGGACUGCAUGUUCAAAUUAAACAGGAGCCCACAUCUGAAGAGGAAUCUUACAACCACGGACUGAACCUGAAACGCUACGCGCAGUCCAGGCUGCAUAAAAAUCACAACGGAGGACUGAGUGAUAUAUUGGAAAAAGUGCCGGCAGUCAAGACAGAGUCUGACUAAUGUUAGACACAAGUAACCAGACAAACUCAGAGAGCAAAUGACAUGUCAAGAGGAGCACUGUUGAUUUCCAAUCUGUUGGAUGUGUAUAUAUUUUGUAUUCUUGUACAUGUGAUACUGGUAUGCCUUGAUGUUUUGAAUUUGCAGAGUAAGAAAAGCAGUCUGAAGGGAGGUGCUUGGAACCUACAUCCAUGUUGGUAAAGCAUGUAGUGCGUAUCCUGUAUCCCAGUCCUGUGCAUCACUGUCCUGCCUAAUGCUUUAUGAAUAUGAAUACAACUGACCUACCCAGUUUUUUGUACUAAUUGGUGAAGCGUAAUGUCAUUGCUUAGUCAAUUUUUUCUUCUUUAUUUAUAUCUGAAGUGAAACCACCUGUAAAUGAGAUGUAACGAUGGUAGCAGUUGUAGUAAUACAUCUUCCACCCCAUAUACAAGCUCACCCUAGUAAAAGUAUAGCAAAGUGAAAGCAUGGUCAAGCUUAAGCAUUGUAAACAGUAGCGAGGUAUGGUAAAGCAUAUUCAUACACAUUUCAAACCAGGGUAACCAAUGGUUAAAGCAUGGGAAAACUGCAAAAAUACCUUGUUAAACUUUUCUAAGGGACACUGGAUUUCAGCAGCAUUCAAAUCCAGGUCUGUGCUGUAAUCCAGUGCCUCCAGUAGUUCCAGGUUCUUUCUGGGAAGGUUGCUGGCUUUGUGAGCUUGUUUCCUGGGCAGUUGUUGAUUGCACAUUGCUGCCGCUGUUCAGAUCUGUUGUUUUCUUACUCCCAGUUUAAACGUAUGUUUUUAGUGAAGCAUCUUUAAUGAUUUGGUAAUGACGGCAGACCUCGGGUCUAUGUGCAUGAUAAACCUGUUUGGAAGGUCUGUGUUUCAGUACACCUUUGGUUCAGCUACUCAUCUUCCCUGCCAGAACUCCCUGUGUUUGAGGUUUCUAAUUCUGUUAAUUCUCCUGAAAAACCAGCAUGAUACCUGGAUGCAUAUUUAAAGACAAUAUUCCCCUCUGAAAGGGUGGGGUCCUUACCAGUGGUUCUGCUUGUUGCCUCUUGUGAUAUCACUGUAGUGUCAGUGCUAAUCCCUAGACUAUUAGUGAACUUGAGAGGGAACAUGCCGUUCACUCGGAGCAGAAACAUGCCUGUUCUCCUAGGGUGAUCAAAGAUUGGGUUAGUUUUGAGACUGGCUAGGUGUUUCUGAGUUUAAAAGCAUGUCUAGACUGUGAAGAGGGUUUGGUUUUUUAAUUUAACAUUGUAUAAAAAAAUUAUUAUUAUUAUUAUUUUAAAGUUUUGGUUGAGUGUGUGUGUGUGUUUUUUCUUUGAAAGAAAUCGCAUGUGGAACGGUGUUGUGUAAUUCAGACCCUCCAGAAUGUAAACCCCUCAUGCUAAAAUGGAACUGUCGCUCUCUACAAAGAAGAAUUUCAGAUAAAUGAAGGUCAGCUUGUUUUUUUUUUUUGGAUGUUUGCUUCUUAGCUAAAGACUGCAUGAGCAAUGUCAAGGUGACCUAGACUUUUUUUUAAAACAACCCUCUGUUACCUAAAGUGAAAAUCUGACUAGAAAAAGAGUCUUUCAUUAAAAUAAAUGAAAUGGCACAUUCUGUAUGCAAACCCCCCAACAUUGCAAGUAAAGGUGCUGAAACACAUUUAGAAUUGCUUUGACUGAUGAAAUGUAUCUUGCUUAUUUUUGUAUUUAUUUUUAUGGACUAGCUUAAAGCUAGGACUGCACCACAGCUGAUUUGCAUUGGGUGAAGGUAACGCAGUUGCCCUCUAUAUGAUUGCAGGCAAAUGAAAUGAACAGUUUCACCAGCAGCACGUUGCCAGGUGUUGCUUUACCCUGUUGAAAAGCCAUUCAGAUACCAUGUGGCUACCCCUCCGUGUUGUACCGCAUGUGUCGUUGCUGUGAUUGAGGGUGUAAUGGCUAAUAAAGCCCGUCGCUGGUGUCCUGUGAAGUCCUGUAACGCCCGGGUGUACAGAGAGGAGCAGUGAAGUGUUCAGAUCUCUUUUAACCCAUUCAGCACCGAGGAGCUUCGGGGAGAGCUAGCUGGGAUAUUGUCGGUGUCUUCAUGCUCACAACCAUGAGACAAGAUCCACAAUGGCCAUGCAUCACACAACACUGCCCACUGUGCAUCCCGACUGCUUGCUGCAGUAAUGAACUGUGUGGAUACAAAGAGCACUGCUCCGUGAGGAGGAUUCGGUUCUGGGGGUGGUCCCUCGAAGUCGGUUUGCCAGCACUUGCAGUUGGUGACACCGGAUUGGUUUUGGUAAAUGCUGUAUUGGUAUUAUUCGGCUAUUUUUAUUUAUUUAUUUAAUCAAAAAGGCAACCACUGGAGGGUCUGAUUUGGUACUGUUUAUCACACACAGCUUCAAGUCUUAAGUGUGAAAUAUUUUAGCUUGUUUUUAGUGUCGAGUAUCGAGUGAUUUUUUUUUAUUAAGAAACUGUAUUUGUGUAAAUAGUACUUUCAUUAUGAAAGAUAGCUAUUUUGUAUUGUUCAAAGAAAAAAAAUUACUAGUUUUAAACCUCCUUCUGUAAUGUAAAUUCUGUGUAAAAUUGUACAUAACGAGCCUGGGGUGAACCUGUUUCUUUUGCAUGUGUCUAUAUAUGUGGUAAGCUUAUGAUAAUCUUUAUGUCUGAUGCUCGUGCAGCCUGUUGCAUGGAAAAGCAUGGGGGGGACCGGGACCCUGAGCAUUAAAGCUGGAUGCUGGGGCUGUGUGGAAAGUCUUAAUUGGUCUCUAAUCAUGACUCCUGAUGUGAUCAGCAACAAAAAAGUGUGUGUGUGUGUG
Molecule: messenger RNA, 7873 nt
Organism: Polyodon spathula (Mississippi paddlefish)
Lineage: Eukaryota; Metazoa; Chordata; Actinopteri; Acipenseriformes; Polyodontidae
Product: nuclear receptor-interacting protein 1-like
Exons: 2
Coding region: 1647-5114 (1155 amino acids)
Biological process (GO): regulation of transcription by RNA polymerase II
Cellular component (GO): nucleus
Molecular function (GO): transcription coregulator activity; signaling receptor binding
Source: RefSeq, a predicted model, not a curated record